AAACGGCCCAUGGCUUCCUCGAGGGGCCAAAGGAAUCUACUAGAACAGCAUGGUCCUUCCUCUAAUCCUCUCUUCCUCUACUACGUGUCCAGGUGUCCAAGAGACAGAGAGAGAGAGAGAUGCAUGGACGCAUUUCUGAAACCAUUUUUGUAGAACCAGCAGUCGCUGCGUUUGGUCAGUCAGGCGGAUGCGGAAAGUGUCUGAUUCUUUUGUUAGCAACUGGCAGGCACUCAGAAUCUUGCGAUAACAUAUACAAAGUCCGGUCCUUUGACGCAGCAGGAGCGGUGUGUGCCUACGCAUUCUUCCUGAUCAGUGUUGAUGGUCUUAGACUAUCUCCAACCGAGUAGCCAAUACAAUACGCAUACACAAAUUGCCUGACCUUGUAGCACUGUAGCGCUUGGGAAAUACUUCCAACGGGCUAUGCAAACUAAAUACGCAUCUACGGCGCUGGACCCCUCGGCACCUAAAACUGAGUCCUCUCCACCCACGACUCAAACCCUGGCAAACCAACUGUCGGGAGGGGAGGCCGAAGAGAGCAGCGAGUUGGUGGCGCAGACGACCACCCGCGACGGGCGCACACCCCCACCGGCGACGGCGCGCGCGGUCACCGGCAACCGACGCGGACGACCACAUCUGAGGUACGUCUCUCUCUCAGGUUCAUUGGCCCUUCCGCCUCUCUCAGAUCUAGCUAGGCCUGCUAAUGGCAAAAAAUCCAAUCCACUCCCACCCAUACCCAAAUCUAAUUACUUUGAUAUCCAUCCCACACCCAACCAAAAAUACUAGAGGAAAGUUAAACUCAACCCAUCCAAUAACAUUAUUGAUCCCAAACCAACCCGUAACUGGGUGGAAACCCAUGGAAAACCCGUGGGUUUAGCUUAUUGUCUCACAUCAAGCCAACUGCAUACACAUUUUAAAAAUCACAUUUUAAAGCAGUAAAUUAAUUCAAAUGAAAAAGUUUUCAACUACAAAUUUGUAUAACUCAGCAUGAUGUACAUUUUAUAUUUUGAACAUUUCUUCAUAUGAUAAACUAAAAAUAAAUUUGUUCAUAAAACUUAUAUCUCUUUCGUAGUUUAUGAAACUACGAGAGAUAUGUAUAGAAUUUGUGCAUAUUGUUAGAACUAUCAUGUGAGAUGAACAAAUGAUCAAACAACCAAAAUAAACUUUGUAGAUCUUGAAAAGUUAUAGAAGUUUGUAGUUGACAACUUUUUCAUUUGAAGUCAUAUUGUAAACGAAAACUAUGCCUGAAUUUAAAAAAUUUAAAAUGAAUUUUGAAAACAACCUCGAAAGAAAAAACCACCAACAUGAAAGUUGUAGGUAUUGAAGAGUUAUAAAACUUUGUAGUUGAUAAUGUUUUGGUUUGAAAUCAUCUUGCCAUGCAAAACUAUGUUUGAAUUUUGAAUUUUAAAAUUUUAAAACUACCUCGGAUGGAAAAACCACCAAAAUAAAAGUUGUAGGUCUUGAAAUGUUAUGAAACUUUGUAACUGUCAACUUUUUUAUUUGAAAUCAUCUUAUCAUUGAAAAAUCGUGUGAAGUUUUCAAAUUUAAAAUUCAAAUUUUGUAAACGGUCUCGGAUGUAGAAACUAUUAAAAUAGAAUUUGUAGAUAUCAAAAAGUUAUGCAACUUUAUAGUUGGUCACAUUUUUAAAUAAAAUGGUACUGAUAAAAUGGUAUAGUAUAGUGUGUUAUGUGUGACUAAAGAAAUCAAAGACUUCUCUAAACUUGAAAUAAAAUGGAACUGAUUAAGGUGGUAGUCUGAUUGGUGAAUACCCAUGGAAACUCAUACCUAUACAAAUCCAUUUAUACCCAUGGGUAUCCACCAUUUUGACCCGCAAUAUAAAAUAAACCCACCCAACCCAACCCGUUAAUAAUUAAAACCCAUCACAACCCACCAAAACAAAACCAUUUCUUAAACCCACCUAAAAUACCCAUUUACACCCACCCCAUUUGCAGGCCUAGAUCUAGCCGAUUUUUUAAUCGAAGAUGAGAUUUCGAUCUGUAUUGUAGACAGUGAUUUAUCUUCUUCUUUGCUGCCAUAUCAAUGUCGAACAUCCAAAGGAUAUUUCAGUCACAUUUUGUUCUUUUGGCUAGGCUUAUUAGAGUAUGUUUAUUAUAUCUACAAGUCUGUAUACAUUUGCUAUAUGAAACGGUGUCUGAACAUGGAUUUGUUAUAGUACGAGAUGGAACAAAAUUUUGAUGGUUGCACAGAUGGUAAUGAGCAAGCCCAGGAUUUGUUUGGGCAAGACCAGUGGGCUAAUGGUUUUACUGCUGCACUUCAAGACUUUGAUGAUGCUCAACCUACCCAGUACAACAUGGCCAGCUUCGACCAAUCUAGCCAGAUGUACGAACAUGACUCGGACAGUAAUAUAGAUAUGGAGAAUGUGGAUGCCCCAUCAAAGAAAUCUCAGAAGGGCACAAAGAAAUCUCAGAAGGGCGGAAAACAAAAGGUUGUGUCGAGGAGAGGAGGUUCUUUUACCAAAGAGGAGGAUAUUGUGAUUUGCUCGGCAUUCCUCAAUGUUAGCAAAGACCCUAUUACAGGUGUCAAUCAAAAUUCGGGUGGGUAUUACAAACGCAUGCAUGAAUACUUCAACAAGCGCAAACCAGAAGGUUCCAACCGUAGCCAGAUCUCAAUUCAACAUAGGUGGGGAGCCAUACAGAAGGCAGUGAAUAAGUUUUGUGCCCUCAAAUCAUCAGUAGAUAGGCGCAAUGAGAGCGGUAAAAGCGAGCAGGAUCGAAUUGAUGAUGCUGUUUUCAUGUAUGAGAAGGGUGAACCCUUUGUCUUCAUGCAUUGCUGGAAGCUACUUCGCAACGAGGCGAAAUGGAACAAUAGGUUCCUAGAGACCAUCAGUAAGCCACCAUCUUCUCAAGUGCCACCCGAGGCAGCCAACAGAGAAGGAGCAGGGCUAAUAAGCAAGCUGAUUACAGUUCUAGGAAAGAGGUUACAUAACAAAAUACAUGACUAAUUAUGUUGCUUAGGCAAUUGGCUUUGGCACAAACGGUCCAGACUUUGUUCCAUACAGGUUCCACAUGUGCUCCAUCAGAUCCUUCUGGAGUUGAUGAUUAGUCUCUUUGUCUUGUAUGACGGCCUGUGCAUCUACAAAUUCUUCAAUACAGGGAAUGUCUCUAUCCUGGAUAAUAGUUGGGUUAGCAGCCCUAGGCCAUUCUGAUGUGUGGAUGUUAGGUAGAUCAGCAUCCCUCUCAUCCUCAAUUAUCAUAUUGUGAAGUAUGACACAGGCACGCAUAAUUGUAUUCAAUACUUCUGGCUUCCAUAAACGUGAUGGGUUGUACAAUAUCUUCCACUUGGCUUGUAAGACUCCGAAUGAACGCUCAA
Zea mays is the source of this 3327-nucleotide messenger RNA. RefSeq lists its product as uncharacterized. The record is from RefSeq and is a predicted model, not a curated record. The transcript is spliced from 5 exons. The coding region runs from base 2177 to 2959 and encodes 260 amino acids. NCBI's taxonomy places the organism in Eukaryota, Viridiplantae, Streptophyta, Magnoliopsida, Poales, Poaceae.